CGCCUAUGUGUGUAUAUAUAUUGUGUUCUCUCAAACCCUAAAGCUUCAACGAGCGAAUCAGACGAGAAUUUGAUCGGCGGCCUUUUAAUCGAGUUGAAAAAGGAAGAUGGGGCACUCUAACAUCUGGAAUUCCCACCCUAAAAACUACGGUCCUGGAUCCCGCACAUGUCGCGUGUGCGGGAAUCCCCAUGGAAUUAUUAGAAAGUAUGGCCUGAUGUGCUGCAGGCAGUGCUUCCGCAGCAACGCCAAAGAAAUUGGAUUCAUUAAGUAUCGUUGAGAACGGAUGCGGGCACUACAAAGGCUUUGCUUUUCCCUAUAUGGGAUUGGUAAAGUAUGAUAUCUGGCAUUUUUGUUUUGUUGGAGUUUUUACAUAGGAGAUAAAUUGCAAAGACAGUUUAUGUUCAAGCUUAUGACUCACUCUUAUUUGAUAUUUGAAUAAAAAAGUUUUACUCUUC
Messenger RNA from Andrographis paniculata, 455 nucleotides. Its product is annotated as 40S ribosomal protein S29. Gene Ontology annotation, biological process: translation. The record is from RefSeq and is a predicted model, not a curated record. Gene Ontology annotation, cellular component: ribosome; cytosolic small ribosomal subunit. The transcript has 3 exons. Gene Ontology annotation, molecular function: zinc ion binding; structural constituent of ribosome. Lineage: Eukaryota; Viridiplantae; Streptophyta; Magnoliopsida; Lamiales; Acanthaceae. The coding region runs from base 107 to 277 and encodes 56 amino acids.